CAGGUAUCUCUCGCUAACCACCGAGUCUUCUAGAAGGGAUAAAGUAACACAUAUUACUUUUUUUUUUUAAACGACGUGGUAAGUGUUAUAAUAAAUUCGAUCAUUUCCUUGAUAAAAAAACAACUUUACUAUCGUUUACGGUAUUCGCUUUCAACCAAUACUAAAGUAAGUAAGCACAGCGUUGUUAUAAUAUUUUAAGAAUAUUUCCCCCCAAAAGAUUAAGGAGAUAUGUACGAACGCGUAUUUCAUUUAGAAAAAAAAACAUAUUUUAGGGACCGUAUUUUCCGGCGUAUAAGACGACUUUUUAACCCAUGAAAAUCUUUUCAAAAGUAGCGGGUCGUCUUUUACGCCGGGGGUCGUCUUAUGAGCUGGUGUACAGCCCAAACCCUAGAUUUUAACAGGAAAAGUAGGGGGUCGUCUUAAGAGCUUGUGUACAGCCAAAACCUUAGAUUUUCACAGGAAAAGUAGGGGGUCGUCUUAUGAGCUGGUGUACAGCCCAAACCCUAGAUUUUAACAGGAAAAGUAGGGGGUCGUCUUAAGAGCUGGUGUACAGCCAAAACCCUAGAUUUUCACAGGAAAAGUAGGGGGUCGUCUUAUGAGCUGGUGUACAGCCAAAACCCUAGAUUUUAACAGGAAAAGUAGGGGGUCGUCUUAAGAGCUGGUGUACAGCCAAAACCCUAGAUUUUCACAGGAAAAGUAGGGGGUCGUCUUAUGAGCUGGUGUACAGCCCAAACCCUAGAUUUUAACAGGAAAAGUAGGGGGUCGUCUUAAACGCCCAGUCGUCUUAUACGCCGGACCAUACGGUAUCUUAAAUAUGCCAAUAAGUCUUAGAAACUAUAAAAUAAUUCUAACACCCUAAAUUCUUUUUUGUUUUCUUUCAUCGAUGAGAUAUUAAUAAUUUUUGAUUUGGUUCAAUUGUAAAAAAAAAAAAAAAUCCUUGCAUAAAUGUGAUUUAGGAUUUUUUUCAAUUAUUGCCAAUAGCUAUCGUUGUGCAUCAUGUAUCUUAAGUAACUAUGUCAUUCUUUUUAGCCUUUGAAUGCAAAUGGGAGAGCUUCUUAUAAGAUGGUGAGUACCACGGCUUUUAUUCUUUACUCGAUAAUAUUUAAAUUAAUAUCCUUUUUUAAUGCUGUUGCCCAUACGUUGCUCAACGCCAGGAACCUACUCCACAGGGUUGAUAAUUUAUCAGAUAAUAAGUUUCUUGUCAAAUUGUAUUUAGUGUGUUUAAACUUACUGAUAGUCGGAACACCUCACACUGAUGACUUACAUACAUAUAAAGAACAGUUUUAUUUCAUUAUUUAUUCCUCAACCACCUCCCCCCAUUUUUUUCAAUUUAGAGGGGGGGGGGGACAACAUUUUUAUAAGAAAAUACAAAAUUGUAAUCCACAUAAUUUGAAAUAAGACAAAUUUAAUAUUACAAAUAAAAACUGAUUAUUUUAUGAUUAAAAAAUAUUUAAAAAAAGAGAACACAUUUCAUUCAAUAAAAGUUGUUUAAGAAAAACAUUUUAAAAAAAUAAUACAACACAAAAGCAAAUUAGUUUUUAAAAUAAAAAUAAAAUUCUAUAAAAAUGAAUUGUCCGCUCUCUUAUUCCCUGACAACAGCUUUCUUUUCACCAUCAUCUUGCCGUUGACCUCAGCGUUCAGUUUCUACCAGUAUCAAGUACCGAAUGGAGAUAACGUUGGUGACCCUUGUCAACGUGGUGGACAAUGGGCGGCAAUCGGUCAUCAGAUGAUCUACGGAGGCGGGCCGAGAAAUCCGUUUGGAGACGCCUUUGACAGAGCUGGGAGAAACGUGAGUUUUAGAAGAAAUUAGUUUUGGUUGCGAGACCUUUGCAAAUGGUUGGGAAUUGAUUUUGUUUCCAGAGAUGUGAAACCCCGAUGUUUGGAUGCAGCUGGUGUGUCGGUUAGCAGAUGAGGACACGCAUUUCAUUAAAAGCCUCAUGUAGCUGGUGUGUCGGCUAGCAGGUGAGGACACACAUUUCAUUAAAAGCCUCAUGCAGCUGGUGUGCCGGCUAGCCUAGCAGGUGAGGACACACAUUUCAUUAAAAGCCUCAUGCAGCUGGUGUGCCGGCUAGCAGGUGAGGACACACAUUUCAUUAAAAGCCUCAUGCAGCUGGUGUGCCGGCUAGCAGGUGAGGACACACAUUUCAUUAAAAGCCUCAUGCAGCUGGUGUGUCGGCUAGCAGGUGAGGACACACAUUUCAUUAAAAGCCUCAUGCAGCUGGUGUGCCGGCUAGCAGGUGAGGACACACAUUUCAUUAAAAGCCUCAUGCAGCUGGUGUGUCGACUAGCAGGUGAGGACACACAUUUCAUUAAAAGUCUCAUGCAGCUGGUGUGUCGGCUAACACGUGAGGACACACAUUUCAUUGAAAGCCUCAUGCAGCUGGUGUCUCGGCCAGCGGGCGAGGACACGUAUUUCAUUAAAAUCCUCUCCAUGUUUUUGUGGUUGUUGAUCUUUGCACUUCACAUGCAAAGAUGAUCAAUGCUGUAUUUGAACGUGAGUACGCAUAUAACCCUCCAGUGCUAUUUAUGCUUGGAAAGCUUUCCCGCACGUGGAAUACAUGUCAUUUUGUGUCGUGGUUGGAACUGAGUCGAUUUUGUUUCUUCGUUCCGUGCGUGUUCUUUGCGGAGUGAUAUCUUGGGGAGUGAGCGGAGCGAUAUCUUGGGGAGUGAGCGGAGCGAUAUCUUGGGGAGUGAGCGGAGCGAUAUCUUGGGGAGUGAGCGGAGCGAUAUCUUGGGGAGCGGAGCGCUCGUUCUCUGAGGAUUUCCUUAAAUUUAAAGGAGAUCUUAUCCCAUUGUUUUUAACGCCCAUGAACUUUAUUUUCAAGAAAUAAAUAAAGAAAUAGUGCUCUGCUAUUAAAGAUAUCAAAAAAAAAAUUAUAUGCCCUUGAACUAAAAAAAAUAAUUUCUUGCCUGUUUUGAAUCUAUACUCAUCUCCUUACUGAUUAAUGAAAACAUAAUUAGCUUAUACUUUAGAGAUUACAAUGUACAGGCUUGCGAAAGAAAGUCCAUAUAAAACAUGGAUCGGUUUGAAACUUAGAUGUAUACAUCCUUUUUUUAAAUAGAAUAGUUUUUUCGACAGAAAUAAUGUCGAGAAAUCAGUAGCAGCCAUUCAGCCAGUUAGUUGUUACACAUUUGAUGAAGAGGUUUGCAAUCAGAAUAAAAUAUUGUAACUUAAGUCUAAUAGAAUCAUAACCUAUGUGCUUCUGUUCAGUGGACAAAGGCGCUCUGUCUAGAGGACUCUGAUGGCGACGGCAGGACCAACGGUCAAGAGCUGGGAGACCCUAAUUGUGUCUGGUCUUAUGGUAGAGGAGACCCAAUGACCGGGAACAUAACACACCCAGGUGAAAAAAUAAUGUUUUUGAUUAGUGAUAAGUUCAUUAAUUUAGGCAGUGAUAGACCGGGAUAUAACCGAUUUGAUGAUUCAUACACCUGCCAUAAUCAGUGAUUCAUACAGCUACAAUAAGAACUUAAAGUUACAGUGAAAUAAUCUAUUAAUACCGUAAUAUUGUUACAAAUAAUAUAUAGAAGAAUGAGCCAAUGAACCAGAGAAGAUGCACAUUUUUUUUCAAUAAGCCUGCUAGAUAAACUAGGUAUUUAUAGAAAUAAAUAGAAAUCUUUUUUUAAAAAAAUGAUAGUCAAAUGUGGGUAUGUUACGGAAAUCGAAACACUCUAAUAAAAUUAAAUACAAUCUUUAAUGUGUAAGUAGUUUUUUUAAUAAACAAUAGAAAUACAUUGAACAUAACAAUUAAAAUUUUUUUUAAAGUAUUUAUCUGAAUGUUAGAGUUAAGAUACCUUAUAAAAAAUAUCAAGAUUCUUAUCUAUCAUCUCAUUAUUAAUUAAUAACUAGUCGUUCCGCUCCUACAUGUUUCAAUUUCAAUGUUCCCAAGGUAUAUGUGAACCACUGGACAGUGCCAGAUGUCUAGGUAAGAACAACUUCGACACGUGUCUGACCCCUAAGACGGUGAUUGACAGCUGCUCUGUAGCAAACAAUUCUGGUAUGUCUGAAAGAGGAUUUCUUAAACCUUAUUCCACGUAACCAUGUUUACCAAUAAAUUGUUACAAAAAGAUGUAUUUUCAUUUAAUCGAUAUGAAGCCAAUCAAUAAAGUUGAAUUAGGAUUUACAGUAUCAUUUAAUACCGUACAGCUAGAAGUUAAAGUCUCCUUUAGUACAGCUAGGAGUUAAAGUCUCCUUUAGUAGAGCUAGGAGUUAAAGUCUCCUUUAGUACAGCAAGGAUUCAUAGUAUUAUUUAGUACAGCUAGGAGUUAAAGUCUCCUUUAGUACAGUUAGGAGUUAAAGUCUCCUUUAGUAGAGCUAGGAGUUAAAGUCUCCUUUAGUACAUCAAGGAUUCAUAGUAUUAUUUAGUACAGCUAGCUAGGAGUUAAAGUCUCCUUUAAUACAGCUAGGAGUUAAAGUCUCCUUUAGUAGAGCUAGGAGUUAAAGUCUCCUUUAGUACAUCAAGGAUUCAUAGUAUUAUUUAGUACAGCUAGGAGUUAAAGUCUCCUUUAGUACAGCUAGGAGUUAAAGUCUCCUUUAGUACAGUUAGGAGUUAAAGUCUCCUUUAGUACAGCAAGGAUUCAUAGUAUUAUUUAGUACAGCUAGGAGUUAAAGUCUCCUUUAAUACAGCUAGGAGUUAAAGUCUCCUUUAGUACAGCGAGGAUUCAUAGUAUUAUUUAGUACAGCUAGGAGUUAAAGUCUCCUUUUGUACAGCUAGGAUUCAUAGUAUUAUUUAGUACAGCUAGGAGUUAAAGUCUCAUUUAGUACAGCUAGGAUUCAUAGUAUUAUUUAGUACAGCUAGGAGUUUAAGUCUCAUUUAGUACAGUGAGGAGAUAAAAUCUCAUUUGGUACAGCGAGAAGCAAUGGUUAGGGCCGGAGACUCACCGUUUUAGCGUGAACAGGUCGAUCAUACUACGUCACGGGGUUAAGCUCUGUGAUAUAUAAGUGGCCUUGUUGAUGCAAUAAUAGAUAAAUACAUAUAGCAUUGACUUGAUAAUAUCCUAUUUUGACUUUGUUAUAAGUCCCACACGGGCGCAUCUUUCUUAUAAAUUACUCUUUGCAGGUAUCAAAACAAUGAACUUGACUUUCCCGAAGAUGAUAAUCCCACCUGCUUCCAACAGUUCUCUGUGUAUGACCGUGGAUGCAUCCAGGGAGAUGGAUUACCAUCUGUUUGCCGUCCAGCCUGUCGUAGACGUUACUAAUGUAACUUAUAACAUGCUUCUGUAUGGCUGUGACAAUAGUAAGGAUUAAAUACAGUGAAAUAACAUUUGAUCUCUCUGCAGACCUGGCAACAAAACCAGACGACCACCCCCGUCAAUCCCCCCCCCCUGUGGAGGGUGUUGCACUCUAGAGCCCCCCCCCCCUAAAUGUUGUGUCAUAAAAUGUGCCUAUAUCAUUAUAUAACAAUUAGAUCAUUGUGAAAAUAAUGUAUAUAUAUAUAGAUGCCCGUAUAUAACACACACAUAUAUAUAGUGAGCUGUAACUUAAUGUUUAGAAAUCACCAUUAAACCAACCUUCGAACAUAUUUUUGUCCAUCCAGCCACAAGUGAUUCGACACUGGCCCCACAGGUCUGUCAGGCGAGCUCCGCGGGCUGUCAGGUUAUCACGACAUGGACUUUUGGACAACCCGGAACAUGCUUCGGAGAAACCGUCGGCUACCGGAUGGGGAAGUCGGGUUUUCAAAGAUUUAAGCUGGAGGUUUGGAAGUUCGCUUGCUAUCGUUUGGGCUUUUCGUCUGAUUAUAAACAAAACAAGCACGAACCGAACGUUUCGCAUUAGGGAUUUUCAUGCUUACAACAAUCAGAACAUUGUACCAUGAUGAUUUUAAGAAAAUGUCUAAGUAGGCUGUUAGAUUUUUUCAACAGACAAUACGACCCGGUUCUUGAAUUUCUGUUCGUGCGCGUGUGUGUGCCAUUGUUGUUGUUGUUCUUUUGGGGUAGGGGAAGUUGGGGAGAGAGUAGGGGUGGGGAUAAAUAAGACUUGACAUUGGAAAGUAAAAUCAGUCAUCUGUUGUUCAAAUUUUUUUUUUUUUUUAAAUUAAUAAAAAAAUAAGUUUAACACAAAACUAAUAAAUAAUGUUUAUUAAGUCGUCUUAAGGUAACUACUUACAUCUCUAAAGUUAAAGAAAACACCAAAAGCAAAUUCAAAAUUUAGGCGUCAAUUUUGAAAAUUACAUGACUUUAAAAAAUGUUUGUGUUUGCCAUUCAAGUUUGUAUGGCACUUUGUAAACUUUUUUUUUUUUUUUUGAUGCUGGGGCUGCAAAUUUAUAAGGACUUAAUGUCCCAUUGUAGUUUUAUUAUAACCAUUUAUAGAUUCAAUUUUACCGAGGCUGAUGGCGAGAUAUCAGCUCUACACUUGAUUACUCCUAUGAAAUUUAAAUUUUCUUCUGACAAAGCAUAAUUUAAGUUGAUGUCCGUUUGCCAAAGUAAAUCUUUUUUGAUAAAUCUCCAGGGUAAAUAGUCGGCGAUUAGUAUUUUAAGACCAAUGCCAAAGCUCUGCUCAGCAGGACUGAUAAGGAUUGGGGAUAAGGCUUUUUUUGUUUUUGGUAUUACUAUAAUUUUGAACUCAAGUGUCUCAGCCCUUUAGAAAAUAUAGUUCAUGCUUAUGUUACACAGGAUCGUACUAUUUAUCUUAAUAUCCUUUUAAACAGGUUCGUUAUAUCAUUGUUAACUUAAUGUCUUGGCCCCUAGAUUCACUACAGCAAUAGGAAGCUUUCAUCCGGAGUCAGCGGCUCUAGUGGACUGAAUCUGUACUACAAGCCGGCCAGCGCAACUGUACAUGAUUUGGUGACCUUAAGAACUGGACAGUCACUGUUGGAAAUACCACCAGGUCCGAUCAACGGGAGAUUUAAUUUCUUAAGCAUAGAGAUUAUUAAUUAUCAAGGAGGUUAUUUCAUCCAGACAUGCCAAAUAAUUUAAUAUUAUAUUGAGCGGCUAUUUUUUUUGCGAUUUUUCAGCGAAACUUUUCGCUUGUCAGUUUCGCCCCGUAAGUUGACUCAAUUGACUUAUACAUGAGUUAUUGAUUAGUAAAGAUGCUAUAGUGGAAGCAAGCAUAGUUUGUACACAUCUUGACAGUAUGUCUGACAGAAGUCGUUUCUCCCCACUAAUUCCUUUUGUUAACUCCUCUAGUCCCCAUUGUUAACUGCUCUAGUCCCCUUCAUUAACUGCUCCAGUCCUCUUUGUUAACUGCUCUAGUUCCCUUUGUUAACUGCUCUAGUCCCCUUUGUUAACUACUCUAGCCCCCUUACUUAACUGCUCUAGUCCCCUUUUUUAACUGCUCUAGUCCCUUUUGUUAACUGCUCUAGUCGCUUUUGUUAACUGCCCUAGUCCUCUUUGUUAACUGCUCUAGUCCUGUUUGUUAACUGCUCUAGUCUCCUUUGGUAACUGCUCUAGUCUCCUUUGUUAACUGCUCUAGCCUCCUUUGUUAACUGCUCUAGUCCUCUUUGUUAAAUUCUCUUUCUCCUUCUUUAACUGCUCUAGUCCUCUUUGUUAACUGCUCUAGUCUCCUUUGUUAACUGAUAUAGUCUCCUUUGUUAACUGCUCUAGUCCUCUUUGUUAACUGCUCUAGUCCCCUUUUUAAAAUGCUCUAGUCCUCUUUGUUAACUGCUCUAGUCCUGUUUGUUAACUGCUAUAGUCUCCUUUGUUAACUGCUCUCGUCUCUUUUGUUAACUGCUAUAGCCUCCUUUGUUAACUGCUCUAGUCCUCUUUGUUAAAUGCUCUAGUCUCCUUCGUUAACUGCUCUAGUCCUCUUUGUUAACUGCUCUAGUCCUGUUUGUUAACUACUCUAGUCUCCUUUGUUAACAGCUCUAGUCUCCUUUUUUAACUGCUCUAGUCCUCUUUGUAAACUGCUCUAGUCCCCUUUGUUAACUGCUUCAGUGCCUUUUGUUAAUUGCUCUAGUCCCCUUUGUUAACUGCUUUAGUCUCCUUUGUUAACUGCUCUAGUCCCCUUUGCUAACUGCUCUAGACCCCUUUGUUAACUGCUCUAGUCCCCUUUGCUAACUGCUCUAGACACCUUUGCUAACUGCUCUAGUCCCCUUUGCUAACUGCUCUAGACCCCUUGGUUAACUUCUCUAGUCCCCUUUGCUAAAUGCUCUAGACCUCUUUGUUAACUUCUCUAGUCUCCUUCAUCAACUGUUCUAGUCCCCUUUGCAAACUGUUCUAGUCUCCUUUGUUAACUGCUCUAGUCCUCUUUGUUAACUGCUUCGGUGCCUUUAGUUAAUUACUCUAGUCCUCUUUGUUAACAGCUCUGGUCUCCUUCAUUGUCUGCUCUAAUCACCUUUGUUAACUGCUCUAGUCCUUACAAUGCAAAGCCUGGCGUCUUUGCAUGAUUUCUUCAAAAUGCUUAACUUUCUGAUAUUUUAGUGUUUCGCAUCCUUUGUACGCGAGAGAUUUAAAUUAUGUAAUUGAAUCAUGUGAACCAUUCCGUUAGGUCCGAAAAUAGACACACACACACACACACGACACAUAUACACACCACACGUACACAAACACAAAAAACACACUCAUAUAUACACUACACACCACACCAUAGACACACACACAAACACACACAACACACACACACUUACACAUGACGGUUCUGUUCCAUGAUUCAUUCAUGACAGUGACAACAUGCUUGACCAAGAUGCAUACAAUUCUAUAUAUGAUUUCUAUAUAUGAUUAUACCUCUAUUAACCACUGUGUAAUCUCAGUCCUGUUCGUUUAUUUCCAGGUAGACCGAGUGUCACCCAAGUCGGUGUUUGUAAUGGAACGUGCACAAGGACAACGUUAUCCAAACCGGCCUACAUCUCCCACGCUUUGAAUUCCAUGCACUCUCUUGGUCAGUUCUUAUAUUAGACAUUUUUGUGUGCCCUAAAUUGCAAAUAUUUAAAAUGGUGUACAUCAUACAAGUUACAUUUCCUUUUACUCAUAAAUUGUUUCAUUAUAGCAUGCAUGUUGACAUAAAUCAGCUAAGGACUAGUUUAGGAUGCUUCGGCUAGAUGCCCUUUUCAGUCGACAAUACAAAAACACGAUUUAAAUAGAACUUAAAAAGGCUUAUGUGUUAAAAAUCUCAAUCAAAUCAUUGUAGAUCUAUGUUUAGAACCGAAAGCAGGCAUCUUGCCGAAACGUCCUUAAAAUUGUCCUCUUGUUUUUUGUUUUUUUUUUCGUUUCAAGCCUAACUAUAUCUCGAUCCACUUUUUCCUUCACACGUCUUGAACACAGGGAUGUGACACCUGCUGGCACAUAUUUUGGGGCAGCAUUUUUGAUCCACUGUAUUUACUUUAUAAAGCUUAAAUUUGUAAGUGCAUUCUAAAUGCAUUGUGGUUUUCGUUAAUUAGAGGCUACAAAGUAAAUCAAACCCGCCUCUUUUGCCUGAAACUCUAGCUACUCCACUGAGACAACCGUGAUCUGAACACUUGUGAAGAAAAAAAAAAAGUCGUACAUUUAAAAAAAAAAAAAAAAAAAAAAUAUUCACCACACCUCUUCAUUGCCUAACUGGUUGUGGAAUGUUUUGCUUUAAACAUUUUUUCAGGCGUUGCUAUGAAGAUUGAAUUACGUCGAAACGGCAUCAAGCUGGCUGACAUCAGCAAUGACGCCGUCUACAAUUACGAAGCACCGUCGACUCGCUAGUAAGUGAUGUUUAGAAGAUGCCCUGGGCGUCAGUGUGAUACAGCUUGUGAUCCAUGUGUCUGGGUGACUUUAAUAUUCAGGCUUGCUAAACGUUUAGUACGUCUAGGCGUGUAUUUUCCAACAUUUUCAAUUACAGUGCGAUUCUUUGAUACAAGCAAAAUUUAAACAUAUAAUUUUACUUUUCAGAGAUUUAAACUCAAUGUUACUAAUACGUGCCAUCAUUACUUUGCUAGAUAUUUUCUACUGGCAUGUACAAAAACUUACAUUUGCUUCUACCCAAUGGUAUAUUACUACGACACAAUUUAGUCCUAUUAAACGUGAAAUAGAUCUUCGUAGAAAACAAUUGGAGCUAGAAUUUGAUUAUAUCUUUAAAAAAUUUGGGGAUUGGUGGUGGGUCACAGAAGGGCCAAGGAAUAAGUGGCGGUACUUCCUGAGAUGUUGACUUCUUUCUAACCCACUUUAAUCAGUAAAUAACCUUUAUUAGCCAAGAGACUGACUUUGUGUUUGCAUUUCUGCACUCUAUUAACCUUCACCACUGAUCGUUGUUGUGAUGGUCUUGUUUUAACAUCACAUUUAUAUUCCGCACCCAUGGUAAUAUUCGGUCUUAAAAACCUACCCCCCUAAUAUUUCGAUGCUAUCUCUUUAAAGUCACCGUCCACACAUUGAACUCCUACCUGGGGAUGAGGUAGUGACCACAUGCGUCUAUAACACCACGGCCUCCAAGCGCUGGGUCUACCAAGGGGAGAGAUCUGCCGAUGAGGUGUGUGCCGGUUACCUGGCUGUGUAUCCACGGGAUGCUGUAGCCAUGCAAGGUACAUAACGAUUCGUGUCACGGUGGUUUGGACAGCGAGUUGUUUCGGGGAAUUUCAGUAUAGUUGCUAGCUGCUAUUAAUCUUCCCAUGGAGUAGCCAGGUGUUGCUGUAUCGUAACAAUGGACAUUAGGGACAUCAUUUGGUUAGGGCAGGGGGGGCAACCCCCCCCCUUUCCUCACUGAUUUGCUGCUUUUAUUUAAAUUGCUGUGUACUGUGGCGCCUUCAGUCAUAAACAUCUUAACAAGCUGAGCAAGUUUUGGUUUUGCCCCUCCCCCCUCCCUUCCGCUUAAAAAAAAUCAACUGAAAUGAUGCCCCUGAUGGGCAUGGUCUAUAAUAGCUGAUUGAAUAUUUUCAUCUUGCGAAUCUGAGAUACCAGACAAUUCCACACCAUUCAUAUCAAACCAUUCAGCACUUAAAAUAGAAGUAUUGUCGGUGUGAGCAAUAAUUGUCAUAAGCUCUCUCUCUGUCUUUGAGUUAAUAUAGCUGUUAUUGAACACCGAUGCGUCAGUUUAAAAAAAAAAAAUGAACACCGUGUACAAUGAUGUGUAAAUCAUUGUAGAGAGCGGAUUAAGAGAAAUUGACAGGUUAACAGAUGCCAACUUUUGACUUCUCUUGCACUAACAAAGCGUGCUAACAUUCUGACCAGCCAUCUGCAGUGCACAGACAGACACGCAUUAAACAACUCUUAUAUUGUUAAAAGCCUAAACAUAUAUGACUCUUUACACUCAUUAAAUUGUUUAAAAUAAUGUAAGAUUCAGUCAAUUUUUAAGAUUAAAAUUUUAAUAGAAAAAAAAUAAAUAUUGUUGACGUCAUCUAAUCUAAAGCCCCCCUCCCUCCCCCCCCCCUUGUCAACAACUUUCAAACAUUUCCAAACCUCCUCCCCCUAUUUUUGUUGACGUAAUUAAUCGACGCCCCCUUUGAAGAAUCUAAUGUCCUGUCUUCAACAAUUUGGUCAGGUCUUUUAACUGUUUCCCUUUUCGCCUAUAUUUCCGACCUCUGCCGGAAUUAGACUGGGCGUCUCUGGGGAAUCUAUCUUCAAGCGACGUCAUGUCCGGUACCCCACUCAACGGCUGUGAUUGGAAGGCGUUCACUGACGUAACUAACCCGGACGCAAUCAGGAUGUACACCGAGCUUACCAAGAAUUGUAACCUUGACGGUUUUUGCAGGUACUUUUUGUUACGUAUUCCUAAUUAGAUUGUGAGUUCACAACGAAACUAAAUCCCUGAUUUUUAUGAUUUGGAGAUAAAAUUAAUGGUGUACUUGUUCAAUGCUGUUUCGGCUUUUGAAAAAUCCAACUUUCAUUAUAAAGAUUCAUAAAUGAGUUAUCGUAGAUGAUAAACAUCAUGCAUCUGGCUUUAUUCUACAUGAGCUUCAAGCAAAAACAUUAUAUAUAUAUAAUUUUGCUAGUGGUGUGACUGCUUCAAUUAUCGGAUAGCACGCAAAAUAUAAUUCCCGAUAACUACACUAAAUAAUUUUUUUUAAAUAAAAUAAUGCAACUGCGUUUGGUGCGUUAUAUUUUCUUCUCGGAAGAGGAAACUGGUUGGGACAUCCAGACUAUUAAUAUAGUCCACGGGCGUGCAAUAAAAAGUGAUCAGUGACGUAUCAUGGGGUCAAAGGGUGUAGCUAAAUUUGGGAUUCUAAACCUUAAAAUGUGCAUUACUUGAUUGCAUGUUUUGUCAAGUAACUUGACUAGAUGGGAAGUUCAUGCAUUGCUGUCGCCAAUGUUUGGCCAGCUAUAAAUAGUAAAUACAUAUUAUACUUAAAGCAUUAAAAAUGUAGACAGCGAUUUAAAAUUUCUUAAAAUGCAUUACGCAAGGAAAGGCCGUGAAAACGUGUAGAUUUACAUUAUACUUGCUUUUCGAAAUGAUUGUAGAAGAACCUGAAAUAUAUGUUAUUUGAUUAAUUUCUGAAAAUAUUUUCUGCAUAAACCUUCUUUGCAUAAUGCAUUAAAAAAUUAAAAUAUAUUUUUUUUCUUUGUAAUGCCUCUUAUCUCGAAUUCGAUAGAAAAUUGUAAAACUUUUUUCUUCUUUUUAGCAUCACAAUUCUAAUCUUUUAAUUAUCAUUAAAAGUAGAAUUAUUAACUUUUAAAAAAAAAAUCGAAUGCCUACAACGUCCCUGUUAUACUGACUGAACUCUUUACCUAGGGAUAAAACUAAAAGGUAGACCCGAGUUCACACACCCACCCUUUCACCUAACAAAGCAGACGUGGUCAAUCACGAUCAUGUUAGCCGUAAUGUAAACCUGCCUCCGUCGACCAAGUAUUAAAAACCCCCACACACCUUUUUUUUUCCAAGCGUUCCCCAGGUGAACACGGCACGAAAAAGACUCAAUCUUAAAAUGUCAUGUCUGUAAACAAUAAAAAUUACCCCCCCCCCCCCAAAAAUUGCGAGUAGAAAGAACCUUUAAAAAUAAUGAUAUAAAGCUAACAAGCACAAAUUAACAAUUAAUAUUAAAAAAAAAAAAAAAACACGAAAUAAAUCUGUCUCGAAACAGACCAGAAUGUCAGGAGCUGGCUAACACACUUAACAGACAUCCAUGUCUGAACGGAGACGCGGCCAGGAUCGUCAACCACUUCAUGGAGUCGAGACGAACGGGCCUGGAGUUCCUGGGACGCCUUCACUCGUGUCCUCGAACCGUGGCGCAUAACUGCUCAACAGGUUGUCCCGGAGCCUGCGACGGUGACUGCUCCCAGAUCUGCGCGGACACGGUCGUUGGUUACAACCCCAAGAACCCUGACAACCCCCAGAACAACGACGACCCAGUCGGUGUAGAUGGUGUAGAUGGAGCCAGCAGCACAGUUGCACAGUUUUGGAUUUUGAUGAUCGCUCCAAUUGUUGUUCUAAUGAUACAGAUUCUGAUAAAACUUUAGUGUUCCAAUAUUGUAAUAGUACGUGUUAAGGCCUUCGUUAUGUCUAAUAAACUUAGUGGCUUUUAAAUCUGAAUUUUCAGUGUAAAGCUCCAUAACACCCUCUCCGUAUGACCUUCUUAACAUUACCCUCUCCAUAUUACCCUCAACAUAUUACCCUCUCCAUAUUAACCUUUCCAUAUUACUCUCUCCAUAUUACCCAUUUCAUCUUACCCUCUAAAUAGUAUCCUCUCCAUAUCACCCUCUCAAUAUUACCCUCUCCAUAUUACCCUCUACAUAUUACACUCUCCAUAUUAACCUCUACAUAUUACCAUCUCACAUUACCUCUCAAUAUUACAAACUCCAUAUUAUCCUCUACAUAUUAUCCUUUCCAUAUUACCCUCUCCAUAUUACCCUCUCCAUAUUGCUCUCUCCAUAUUACCCAUUCCAUAUUGCCCUCUAAAAAUUAUCCUCUACAUAUUACCCUCUUUUUAUUAACCUUUCCAAAAUAAAAAUAAAAGAACAUAAACAUAUGAUCAGUAUAAAAUGAUAUGUGGGAACAAUUUCGUGAUUUUUUUUUUCAGAUUAAAAACAAUUCAGAUUUUUAUUUUGAAAUGAGCCUAC
Messenger RNA from Lymnaea stagnalis (great pond snail), 13884 nucleotides. Lineage: Eukaryota; Metazoa; Mollusca; Gastropoda; Lymnaeidae. The record is from the annotation of a GenBank genome assembly.